This is a messenger RNA of Thlaspi arvense, 1617 nucleotides long. NCBI's taxonomy places the organism in Eukaryota, Viridiplantae, Streptophyta, Magnoliopsida, Brassicales, Brassicaceae. The record is from the annotation of a GenBank genome assembly.
AUGGAAGAAGAAUGGACCAACAUAGAUUUAAAACUAUGCCCCUCUCAUGGUGAUUUUCGUCUAAAGUCUACAAAAAUCUCAUCAAAAUGCUAUGCCUGUUACAAAGAUGGCCAUGACAACAAGCAAGGCUACAAGUGUGAUUUCUGCGAUUUUUAUGUCCACGAGGAAUGCAUCAACGUCAACAUUCCUUCUCGACAUAAACACCCUCUCCAGCUCAUAAGGUCUGACACAAGGUCUGGUAGAGGUUUUGAAUCAUGCUCUCUAUGUGAAGACCUUGAGUUUGAACCAUUGUAUCAAUGUUCACAAUGUGCUUUUCUUAUAUGUAUCCAAUGUGCGAGAGAACCUCUGAUCUUGAACGCAGCUGAAGCCCACGAGCAUGAGCUCCACCAGAUACCGAUAAAUCUCUCCUUCACUUGUGAUGCAUGUGGGUUAUACAGUUCAAACUACCCGUGUGUUUGUCAUCAAUGUUGUUUCAUAGUACACAGAGAAUGCAUCUCCUUACCACGUGUUAUACACAUCAAUCGCCACGACCACCGCAUCUCUCGCGUUGCCUCUCUUGGCCCGGGGAAGUGGAUUUGUGGGGUAUGUCGUGAGCCUGUUAAUGGAGAGUGUGGAGCAUAUUCUUGCUUGAUUUGCUCUUAUGUUGUUCAUUCAAAGUGUGCAACACAUAUGUUCAUUUGGGAUGGAGAAGAACUCGAAGGGAUACCCGAAGAAAAAGAACGUAUGCCCUUCGAAGUGAUAGACCAGAACCUAAUAAAACAUUUUAGCCAUGAGCACAAUCUGAAGAUGUCAUCACUAGGACUCAAAGAAGGUAAACAUUGCUAUGCAUGCACCCUUCCUCUUAACUCUAAAAUGUGUUACGUAUGCACGCAAUGUGAUUUCAUACUUCACAAUGGAUGCGCCAAUCUCCCUCUGGAAAAAAGGCACCCGGUGCACAACCAAAAACUUACUUUGUGUGCCAAAGUUCAGUGUAACAACUAUAUUGUUUGUAGAGCGUGUCUACGUUAUUGCACAGGUUUCUCAUAUACUGUAAAUGACGACAUUAAUAUUGAUGUGAGAUGUGCUUCAAUUUCUGAUGCAUUUAAACAUGAAAGCCAUCCACAUUGGUUGUUCCCAUUUACAUACCUAAGUUUAGAUAAGAGGUGUAAAGUUUGUGACUCGUUACAUUGGAUGUAUCUACGUUGUGUUAAUAAAGAUGAUUGUGGCGGCUUCAGUUUAUGCUUCACAUGCGCUACUCUACCUACGUAUGUGAGACACAAAUACGAUGGCCAUCCUCUCUGCUUAUACUAUGGUGAGGGAAAUGUGAAUUCAACAUAUUGUUGCGGGAUAUGCGAAGAGGAAGUAUACCCAAAGAGCUGGUUUUACGGGUGCAGUGAUUGUAGCUCCAGUUUUCAUACUAAAUGCGUAUUUAAAAAUCUAUUACACCCGAGACCUGGAUACGAUUUAGAGAUACAUGACAAGGGAACAUUUGAUUUGCUUCCAAACAAAAGUCAGUCUCGGCCGAUUUGCUAUUUAUGUAAAACACAUUGUAUGGGUGAGUUGGUUCUGAACGAUAAGGAUGAUACAAGUUUAUUCAUGUGCUGUUCUUGUGGCUUCCCUAAGUUUAAUCUAGAGUAA